GUAGUCUACGUCUAGAGUAAAAGAAUAAUAUGGCGGACCAAAAUAACAAGGGCGCUAAAAGACUAUUUUGGAUAUUUGUAAAUUAUAUCAAAUCAGUGACUGGUUAAAGCACUACAUUGCACUUGUUAUGUUUAAACCACAUACUUUUGUUAUAAGAACUCAUGAAAAUUCAGAAUGUCGGCUAUAAAAGUAAAUUUUGAAAUCGGGCAUGUAGCAUCGGUGCGAUCUAAAAAUACUCCAGAAGGGUUUACUCACGACUGGGAAGUGUUUGUGCGCGGCCAGGAGGGUGCAGAUAUAAGUCACUUUGUAGAUAAAGUGGUUUUUCUCUUACACGAAACUUUCAAGAAGCCUAGAAGAGUUAGAAAAGAGCCACCAUUUUCUGUCAAAGAAUCUGGAUAUGCAGGAUUCAUAUUUCCCAUUGAAAUAUAUUUGAAGAAUAAAGAUGAACCUAAGAAGAUUAAGUUCACAUAUGAUUUCACACUGCAACAGAGUGGGUUUCUCAAAGACCGCUAUAUAUUCCAAAAUCCUAAUGAAGAGUUUAGGAAGAAGCUUUUAAAAGGUGGUGGAAUACCCAUUAGUAAUAAUGCAUUUUAUACAAACCCAGAUCAAGAAUGUAGAAGUAGAGAUUCAUUCACAGAAGACAAACAGCAACUUCUCAGCAAGCCAAAAUUGUCAUCUGAUAAUAUUAAAAAACACAAGUCUAAGGAACACAAGGAAGAAGUACCACAUAGAACUAAUAGCUUUGAAAACUUAUUUGGACCUCCCUUGCAGAAACCACCAAAGGUAUCACCAGACCCUAAAAAACUUGAAAAGAUCACCCCUCCAGCAAAAUCAGAUAAAAAGGAAAAGGACAGAUCAAGCUCAGAGAAAAAGCAAAAACAUGAGUACAAAGAGAUCAAACCUGAAAAAGUUAAAAUUAAAGAAGAAAAAGAUAAGGUAAGACCAGAAAAGGUUAAAAACCACAAGGAACAGGAGAAAUCUAAAGAGAAGUCAAAUAAAAGGCCAAUUGAAAGACCUCCUUCACCAGACCCUCCUAAAAAGCGUUGUCUAAGCCCAAUAAGAAGACCCCCUAGCCCUCCACGCUCCAACAGUGCUUCUAGUAUAAAGGAUGAAUACAAACCUCCAAAACACACUGCUGAGAACGUAGAGCAAAAGAAAGCCAAAUUGGAAGAUAAAAUGAUUGAUGUUAAAAUAGAAAAAGAUUUGAAAGAACGAAAGAAAAAGGAAAAGAAAAGUCAUGAUAGAGAUAAAGAAAGGAAGGAAAAGAAGGAACAUAAAAAAGAUAGUCAUAAAUUAAAAGAAUCACCAAAAGAACUUCUCAAAGAAAUUCCUAAAGAAGUACCUAAAGUUAGAGAAAUGCCAAAAGAGAAAGAUACAUCAAAAGAUUCUCCAACAAUCAAAGAAAAACCAAUGAAGUCAGAUAAAAUUAUGAAUAAAUUUUCUUUAGAAAAUCUAAGGAAAACUCCUCCCCCAGAUAUUGAAGAACGAGCAGAACCUCAGAAGUCUAAAGAUAAAACUGACCCAGAAAGAAAACACAAACAUAAGAAAAAGGAUAAAAAACGAGAUGAGUCUAGAGAAAAACACAAAGAAUCCAGUAAAGAAAAGAAACACAAACAUGAAAAGAACAGAGAGCUACCAAUUGAAAAAGUAGAAAUUAUUGAACGCAGAGAAACACCUAUUCCUAAAGAACGGCCAAUGCCAGAACCAGCAUCCCCCAUAUCAAUUGAUACAGCUUCACAAUGCAGUUCCAAGAGUGGUCUAGCCAAGUCCUCUCAUGUUGGUAAUGAAGAUAUAAACAGCAGUCAUUCAGAUUCAGAAAGUUCAGUGAUUGCAGAUGAAGAGGAUACUAAAGUCAAAAUUGAGAAUCCAUCACCUGAGCCAAUCAAACAUGAGCCAUCACCAGAGCCAGAGCCAGAAAUAGAACCUGAACCUGAGUUAGAGCCGGAGCCUGAGCCCAUAGCAGAGCCACCUCCACCACAUAAAGAGAAAAAACAGAAGCAUAAAGAUAAAUCUGCCAAAAGAGAAGAGAAACGUCGCAAACGAAAAGCAGCUGAAGAGGAAAGAGAAAACAUCGAAAAUAUAGAGCAUCGAAAGAUAGCUAAGACGACAGAACCUACGCCAUUCAAUGACACAGAGCGGGGAGAGAGUAGUGGCUCUACAUCAGCAGAAACCAAGGUCCAGGAUAAUGGAGUUUCAAGUAGUCUGGGAGAAGACGCCGAGCCCGGUGACCUUUCUCCUGAUUACAUGGUGCAACUACGUGAUUUACAGCAGCGCAUUAUGAAAAUAAAAAACAAUGAAGAUUUGGAAAGAGUAGUCAAUCUUAUUGCAGAAACUGGCCGGUAUGAAGUAACUACACAGACAUUUGAUUUUGACUUAUGUUUGUUAGACCGCUCAACAGUACAACAGCUUAUACAGUUAGUGGGUUGCUAGUUAACAGUGUUGUUAAAACUUAAACUAAUAGUAAUUGUAAAUAUAUCGCCUAUACAUAGAUGAGCUAUAAGCAUUUGUACAGCUACUUGCUAAGGUCCAUCUUGAUAAACGUAGACGGCAGAAGAGCGGACAUAAACUGCUUUUAUUUACGAUGUUGCAUAAAUUAAUUUAGUAAUAAUCUCAUAAAGUUUUAUCUAUUGAUCUUAACAUUACUCGACACUUGAGUUUAAAGUGCAAUACUGUAUAGAUAUAUAAAGUUAUAAGACUGUUGAAAGAUUGUUAAAAGUAAUGUAUAUUUUGUACAUUAUUGUAUUGAUUCAUUAUUAAGUAAGUUAAUGAACUUAAAAGUUUUUAAUUAACCUCCACUGGCCCAGGACGGGUUCACAGAGGCUAUGUUAAUAAUUGUAUAAUAGUUAUAAUGUCUAAUAUUUUGAAUUUAUUUAUAAGAAUAUGAGACUUAACACCACAAAUCGUAGUGGUCAUGUUAUGAUUUUGUGCACUUUUAACAUUAAGUUUUAACAAGUUCUGUUUACCACUGGUAACAAUUAUUGGCAUUGCAAUAUUGCAUAAUUUUUAAUUUUAAGGUAAUCCUUGUAAUUUUAAACAUCACUAUUUUAGUAAAUUAGAAUUUUGCUAUCAGCAAUGAAGCAAAAUUUAGAGGAUUUUGAGGGUUUCUUCAGAAUUCUAAGUAUUUUAGUGCUCAUUUUGGCUUGGUUUGAUCUUGUACAUUAUAUUUGUUACAUAACUUAUUUUUUUAUUUAUCGUAUUUUAGGAAUAUUAUAAAGAAUAAUAAAUAGAGUGUAAACUAAUAUACAUUGUUUUGUUCCUUAUAUUCAUCAGCAAGUGCAAAUAUUGUAAAGUAACAUGUUAAAUUGGAUCUACGAUGUAAGUGCUUUAUUGAAACUAUAACGAGUGGCCUGCAUUUAUUACCUCAUUUUUAACUGUUAAAGCAUUUCCCGUGUAAAACAAAUCUGCCAAUUAACAUUUCCAGAGUAUUUGUAAAUUUUUAAAUUCUAGUGCAGUUACUAGGAAAUUGUAUGAGAGUAUCACAAUGAAAUGUAUAGUAGUAUUUCAUUAUGUUAUUACUUUCUUUUUGUAAUGUAAUACACUUGUUAUGUGGAUGAAUGGGAUUAAAAGAAAAUACAUUUUUUUGCAA
This is a messenger RNA of Trichoplusia ni (cabbage looper), 3586 nucleotides long. Its product is annotated as protein AF-9-like. NCBI's taxonomy places the organism in Eukaryota, Metazoa, Arthropoda, Insecta, Lepidoptera, Noctuidae. Gene Ontology annotation, biological process: regulation of DNA-templated transcription. Bases 175 to 2430 code for a protein of 751 amino acids. Gene Ontology annotation, cellular component: super elongation complex. The transcript has 3 exons. The record is from RefSeq and is a predicted model, not a curated record.